GCGGCGGAGCGGAGGAUGAGCGAGCAAGGGAAGGGCUCGGCAUCCGCCUCUGCCGCGGCCCCGGCACCAGGGUCGGAUACUUACAAAGGCUGGCUUUUUAAAUGGACGAACUAUUUGAAAGGCUACCAGCGGCGAUGGUUUGUCCUCAGCAAUGGCCUGCUCUCAUAUUACAGGACGCAGGCGGAGAUGGCCCAUACGUGUCGUGGAACAAUCAACUUGGCCACGGCUCACAUCGACACAGAGGACGCCUGCAAUAUUGUCCUGAGCAGUGGUGGCCGCACUUACCACCUGAAGGCUAGCACAGAAGUGGAGCGGCAGAGAUGGGUCACAGCGCUGGAGUUGGCCAAAGCUAAAGCCAUCCGCAUGAUGAACGAUCAAUCUGAUGACUCAGGGGACGAGGAGCCCACAUCCCAGUCGGACCGCAGCGAGAUUCAGGGUACCCUGAAGAUACUUGUCAGCAAGCUCGAUGACCUCAGCACGUGUAAUGACCUGAUCGCCAAGCAUGGGGCGGCCCUGCAGCGUUCCCUGAGUGAACUCGAGGGCCUGAAAGUCCCCGUGGAGGGAGGGGAGAAGAUCAAGGCAGUCAACGAAAGGGCCACCCUCUUCCGCAUCACUUCCAAUGCUAUGAUCAAUGCGUGUCGAGACUUCUUGGACCUAGCAGAGACUCACAGUAGGAGGUGGCAGCGGGCCCUGCAGUAUGAGCGAGAGCAGCGCACUCACCUAGAGGAGACCAUUGAGCAGCUAGCCAAGCAGCAUAACAGCCUGGAGCGAGCGUGGAGAGAAGCACCCACGCUUGUUUCCAGCGCACCCAGUGCCCCUACCACCAACAAGGGAAGUGAGAGGCCACACAAAGAAGAGGCAAGUGAUGAAGAUGAGGAUACUGAGUAUUUUGAUGCCAUGGAGGACUCCCCUGCAUUCAUCACAGUGACCGCCACUGAGAACACACAGCACAGACGAUCUCAGAGUAAUUUGAGCGGAGCGAGCGGAGGUCACCCCAAUGACUGGAACCAGGACGACCAUAUGUCUCCCAGCUGUAACGAUGUGUCAGGGAAGGAGCUGCAGCCCCGCAGACAGAGGCGGACUCAUAUCCCAGACAAGCCCAACUACUCCCUCAAUUUAUGGAGCAUCAUGAAGAACUGCAUUGGCAAGGAGCUCUCUAAAAUCCCCAUGCCUGUAAACUUCAAUGAGCCCCUGUCAAUGCUGCAGCGUCUCACUGAGGACCUGGAGUAUCAUGAGCUUCUGGACAAGGCAGCACGCUGUGAGUCCUCCCUGGAGCAGAUGUGCCUGGUUGCUGCCUUCUCGGUCUCCUCUUACUCCACAACAGUCCACCGGACAGCGAAGCCCUUCAACCCCCUCCUGGGCGAGACCUACGAGCUCGAUCGCCUGGAAGAGUUCGGCUACCGCUCGCUGUGUGAGCAGGUGAGCCAUCACCCCCCUGCAGCUGCACAUCAUGUGAUUUCCCAACGAGGCUGGACCCUGUGGCAGGAAAUCACCAUUGCCAGCAAGUUCCGCGGCAAAUACCUCUCCAUAAUGCCUCUGGGUGCCAUUCACCUGCAGUUCCAUGCCAGCGGGAACCACUAUGUGUGGAGAAAGGUCACCUCCACGGUGCACAACAUCAUUGUGGGCAAGCUGUGGAUUGACCAGUCGGGGGACAUUGAGAUUGUGAAUCACAGGACCAAGGAGACCUGCCAACUCAAGUUCUCUCCCUACAGUUAUUUCUCCAGGGACGUUCCACGGAAGGUGACAGGUGUGGUGUCAGACAGUGGUGGCCAAGCUCACUACAUCCUCUCCGGUACAUGGGAUGAUAAAAUGGAGAGUGCCAAGAUCAUUCAGAGCAGCCGAGGGGGCAGUGGAUCAGAGGGCAAGCAGAAGACCGUCUAUCAGACUUUGUCCCCCAAACUGCUGUGGAAGAAAUACCCUCUCCCGGAGAACGCUGAUAACAUGUACUACUUCUCUGCGCUGGCACUGACCCUGAAUGAGCUGGAGGAAGGAGUGGGACUUACCGACAGCCGUCUGAGACCAGACCAGAGGCUGAUGGAGGACGGGCGAUGGGAUGAAGCAAACUCAGAAAAACAGAGGCUAGAGGAGAAACAAAGAGCUGUGAGAAGGAGGAGGGAAGCAGAGGCCUCAGACGCUCUGGAUGAAGGUAAAGAAUAUGAAGGCUACCAGCCGUUGUGGUUUCACCAGAGGAGGGACUCAGUCACUGGCGAAACAAACUUUGUGUACAAGGGAGGUUACUGGGAGGCAAAAGACAGACAAGACUGGAGCAUGUGUCCUGACAUCUUCUAACCCAGGAACUGACCCCGGAUCACACCUAACCUCAUCGGACAGGGAACUGCUCAGCCUCUGGUCCUUACGCAUUCAGGCGUAGUUGGCUUAUGAGCUCUAUGUGGACCUUUGUGAGCAUGAGAAUGUGUAUGUUUCACACACUCUCGGAUUACACUGUACCUCCAAAUGUACACUCUCACUCUGUUUUCACUAUGGGUUAAAAGAAGGGGCGUUCCCUGGGUAGUCCUCUUUUACACUAUACUGAAACAGCAGUGAGGUAAUGUGUGGAUGUGAGAUAAUGAAGAUGUAACAUCACACAAUAAAGGCACCUGUGCACUCCCUAUCACUGACAACUAACAGGACAAAAUCAUAAAGAGGCACACAUCAGUAUUUCAGUGGUUACAAGAAAAACGUGUCCUCAUACUCAGUUUUCUUUAGCACAAUUGCGAUUAUGCUAGGCCUACUUUAUAAAUUUUAAAUUGGUUCCCUCUUUUCUCUUCAUAGGAAUGAUUUCAAGUGCUUAUAUUUGCCCCUUUUGGUUGCUUAAAGAUAGAGCCUCAGUAUGAUAUCUGGUAAUUUCUGUCUCUUAGGUUUUGUAAAAUAUUAUGGAGACCCAAAGUGUUUUAAAUUAAAAAAAAACAAAAAACAUCACCAUAUUAAUAACUACAGACAAUGUAAUAUAACCAUAAAAUAGUGAAAGAAUCAACUACAUUUUUAGAAAUUAACUCAUUUUAUAAAAUGUCAUUUCUUGCUGCUUAUUAGGAGCAAUGGAGUUUAUUUCCAUUUUAUUUAAUUACAACUAUGUUACUUUAAUUUUUUCCCAUAAUUCCACUUUUUUUUUAUCAAAAAAUCUUUAUCUGUUAGUCAAGACAAACAGGGCAGAGCCAAUUAUUUGCUCUUUCUUUAAUCUAAUUGACAUUACCAAAUGAAAUGGUCAUUGGGAAAAUUAAAAUAAAUGAAAUAAAUACAGACUUUGGAAAAAAAUACAUUUUGAAAUAAAAACUGCUAAAAAGAAAACCAACUGACUGCAAUAAACUAAUUUAAGUGUGAAAAUGAUUUAUUCUCAAAUUAAUAUGAUUGCAGUUUUAUUGUAGUUAUAUACUUUAUCUGUAUUUAUUUAUAUGAUUAUUUAUUUGGGUCUCCAUAAUCAACAGCUAUUUUUGAUUGGGCAAAUGAUCUCCUUCUUAUAAGGUAGAGGCUGGUUUAUCUGAAGUGGUAAAAUAUUUAGCAAUGCAGAAAUAUGUUUUAAUAUGUUUUAUUUGUUGUGAAUGUAGGGGUCUCCCUAUAGGUACAUGCAAUUAGUCUGUUCAAUAGUCAGUUAGAAUGUAGUCCAUGUAGUGAUAAUAUUGGCGGCUUAUCCAUUGCAUACUUUGAAUAUGAAAUGCCUCUGUGCUUAAUGCAUUUCAGUCAUCUAAACAUACUUCAGACAUCUUCCAUUUGUGAUUCUGAUUAGCAAAAUUCUACAGUAGUCAGUCCUUUAGUUGUAACACAUUAGUGCAAAUGCAACAGUACAACAUUAAACUUCAAAACAUUCAUAUCACUCUAACAGGAAUCUCCAUCAAAUACCUGAAUACGCACUUUUCACUGUGGUUGACCAUAGGUUAGCACAUAUCUCUGUGUUGAUGUUGAUGUUGAGACUUUACCUUGUCUUCUGGUGCUCUCCCAUAGCAACACAUACUGUAUCCUUAGUGACCAUUUUGACUGACAUCAUUCUCAGUGAUCGUACAAAGUACUAAGUCUGCGCCAAAUCACUGAGACAAUCAGUCAUUGCCACCCAGUGCAUCCAGGAACAUGUUGGUUCCUAUAGUGUGCAUUGCACUAGCUCCUCCCAUCAAUCACUAAUUUGUAGUUCAGAUGUUUGCAGUGGGACUACACUACGUGAGACUGGAGUGGUUUCUCAUAGGAGUUCACAGUGGCUUCAGCUGAGGUCAGGAAGUCAGGGCUGGUUCCUGUAACACACCACUGUGCAGUCAGCUUUAGCCACAGAGGACUCCCCCAGCUGCUGCUCCAGACUCACCAGAGCUCACAUGUAGUUCUUUCAUUCAGUGUUUGUGGACACGCUGAUCUGGGAUCAGCUCACGAAGGUACCCUCAGUCUUUUGCCUUUAAUUGACUGAACAAGGGAAAUAGUCCUCUGACCUGUGCACUACAUGUCUACGGUGACAAGAGUUACAGUGACAAAACCAGUUAGUAUUUUUUUGUAAUUAUUGUUAGGAAUGUAGAAUUCAAGGCUGGAGGUAUUGUAUCUACCGUCUGGUCUAUUUGUGUGAAUAUUUUGUGAUAAAAGAAUGAUAUUGUAAAAAUUAAGAAUAAUUAUACUAAUCAGAGUAUUAAGUUAUCUGUACAGCAUAGUUCAAAUUUGAAAAAUUGACUGAAUGAGCCUGAAGGAUUUGCUGUAAUUUUAAUUUUUAAUCCAGAUUAAUUCUGUGAAGAUGGAAGUUAAUCCUGAGGCACCUGCAAUCUGGCUGCAGAUUCAUCUUUUAUACUUCCAUAAACUGUCUUAACACACUGAAAAUAAUUUUUAUAGAGUCCUUGAUACUAGCACAUUAGUAACUGUGGUUCAGUUAUCAUUUCUUCUGAUGUGGAGGGCAUGAAGAUGUGUAAAAUGCACUGGAAAAGAAAUUCAUUAACAGUAGAGUUCCCCUCCAUGCUGAGUGUUUGGCUGAUAGAGAUUUUCAGUAGUAUAAUAUGAGCUCUUAAAGUGUAAACUGUUUAUCUGUGAGAUUCUUUACCAGUGAAUUAAUGAAAUGAAAUGAUUGAUGAUUGAUGUUUUUUUGCACAAAAGAUGCUUCUUUUACCCAUUUCCAUAAAAGGUUUUGAUUCA
This is a messenger RNA of Seriola dumerili (greater amberjack), 5091 nucleotides long. It is a transcript of the gene osbp2b, whose product is annotated as oxysterol-binding protein 2-like. Gene Ontology annotation, cellular component: intracellular membrane-bounded organelle; cytosol; membrane. Gene Ontology annotation, molecular function: cholesterol binding. The transcript is spliced from 14 exons. The record is from RefSeq and is a predicted model, not a curated record. The coding region runs from base 16 to 2289 and encodes 757 amino acids. NCBI's taxonomy places the organism in Eukaryota, Metazoa, Chordata, Actinopteri, Carangiformes, Carangidae.